GUGUAGUGCGCAGGUACAGCGGCUGCUACCGUAAUAGCAAAAUUUAUAAGAAAUUUUAUCCAAAAUUUUUUAGUGUUAUUAGAAUCAGAUUUAUUGAAUCUACACCAACAUGAGUCAUAUUUUUUCGACAUACAGCUAGCUUUCAGCUAUAAACUUUCAUCGUCUUUUUUAUAUCGGAGUGUAGCAGUUUGUUGUGUAAGCUUUUAACCGUAAAUGUUUGUGCGUUCAGGUUAAAAUGGAUAAAUUUUGGUGUCAAACAAACGUGCGAUAACAGAAUUUUAAGGGCAAUGAUGGGUGUCGAGUAGGAGUUUUUACCCCCCGUAAUUUUAAUUAUAUUUAAUAAUCCUUUUCGUUUCUCUGCGUUACUCCUUUAUUCUAAGUUUGACUCGAAAACCCACAAUGGUCAAGGAAAAGCCGAAUUCCACGCGGAUAUACGAUGAGGAGGGUUUUAGACGGCGGGCCGCGUGUAUUUGCGUUCGAUCGGAAUUGGAAAACGAGGUUUUGCUGGUAACAUCAUCGCGAAGGCCCGACAGCUGGAUUGUACCUGGAGGUGGUGUCGAACCAGAAGAAGAACCUAGCGUAACAGCCACACGCGAAGUGCUGGAGGAGGCAGGUGUGAUCGGAAAACUGGGCCGUAGCUUGGGUGUUUUCGAAAACACUGAGCAUAAGCAUAGAACAGAAGUGUACGUCAUGAUUGUAACGGAAGAACUAGAAGAAUGGGAAGAUUCACGUUCGAUGGGUAGAAAAAGACAGUGGUUUACGAUAAACGAAGCUCUGGAGAAGUUGGCCCUGCACAAACCGGUGCAACGCCAUUACCUUCAACAGCUACUCCGCUCCAAACUAACUUGACUGCGCGCGCGACUAUUUUACAAUCGAUGUACCGUUACUCUCCAACAUUGUGCUUUUGUUACGGUUUUGUGGGUUAUCAUUACAAGAAAUUUUGUAUGCGAUAUUAAUGUGACAUUUUAAUUAAAUUUGUAGUUUUAUCAUUUCCGCAGUUCGCAAUAAAUCUGCUCUAUACAUUUCAA
Molecule: messenger RNA, 1028 nt
Organism: Photinus pyralis (common eastern firefly)
Lineage: Eukaryota; Metazoa; Arthropoda; Insecta; Coleoptera; Lampyridae
Gene: Aps
Product: diphosphoinositol polyphosphate phosphohydrolase 2
Exons: 3
Coding region: 400-849 (149 amino acids)
Biological process (GO): diadenosine pentaphosphate catabolic process; diadenosine hexaphosphate catabolic process; adenosine 5'-(hexahydrogen pentaphosphate) catabolic process
Cellular component (GO): nucleus; cytoplasm
Molecular function (GO): diphosphoinositol-polyphosphate diphosphatase activity; bis(5'-adenosyl)-hexaphosphatase activity; bis(5'-adenosyl)-pentaphosphatase activity
Source: RefSeq, a predicted model, not a curated record